Messenger RNA from Chrysochloris asiatica (Cape golden mole), 806 nucleotides. RefSeq names its product BCL2-related ovarian killer (gene BOK). Gene Ontology annotation, molecular function: protein homodimerization activity; protein heterodimerization activity. The record is from RefSeq and is a predicted model, not a curated record. The transcript has 5 exons. Gene Ontology annotation, biological process: intrinsic apoptotic signaling pathway in response to DNA damage; extrinsic apoptotic signaling pathway in absence of ligand; regulation of apoptotic process. Gene Ontology annotation, cellular component: mitochondrial outer membrane. The coding region runs from base 136 to 774 and encodes 212 amino acids. NCBI's taxonomy places the organism in Eukaryota, Metazoa, Chordata, Mammalia, Afrosoricida, Chrysochloridae.
GCGUCCUCGCGGGUUUGAAUGGAAGGAUCGAGAUCCGCAGAGUCGGCGGCGAGCGGGUGGUGAAGCCAGAACUCCGCCCCGGCCCCCGCGCCAUGCGGCGGGAGAGGUGCGGCGCCCCACGCCCGCGUCUCCGCCAUGGAAGUACUGCGGCGCUCCUCGGUUUUCGCUGCCGAGAUCAUGGACGCCUUUGACCGCUCGCCCACCGACAAGGAGCUGGUGGCCCAGGCCAAGGCGCUCGGCCGCGAGUUCGUGCAUGCGCGGCUGCUGCGCGCCGGCCUGGCCUGGAACGCGCCUGAUCGCGCCGCGCCCCCGGGCGGCCGCCUGGCCGAGGUGUGUGCGGUGCUGCUGCGCCUGGGGGAUGAGCUGGAGUUGAUCCGGCCCAGCGUCUAUCGUAACGUGGCCCGGCAGUUGAACCUCUCCUUGCAGUGUGAGACGGUGGUGACGGAUGCAUUCCUGGCGGUGGCUACCCAGAUCUUCUCUGCAGGCAUCACAUGGGGCAAGGUGGUGUCCCUGUACGCGGUGGCUGCAGGGCUGGCUGUGGACUGUGUGCGGCAGGCCCAGCCCGCCAUGGUCCACGCCCUGGUGGACUGCCUGGGGGAGUUCGUGCGCAAGAGCCUGGCCAACUGGCUGCGGAGGCGCGGUGGAUGGACUGAUGUCCUCAAGUGUGUGGUCAGCACGGACCCUGGGCUCCGUGCCCACUGGCUGGUGGCUGCAUUUUGCAGUUUUGGGCGCUUCCUGAAGGCUGUCUUCUUCGUACUUCUGCCCGAGAGAUGAGCCACUAGCUUUGGCCUCUGCCUGGCCCUCGG